AGCUGGGGUGCAUGGGGAGGAAAGGGAAGUGGCACAGAGUCCCAUGCCUGUCAUUCAUGAAACAGGCACUUGUUAAUGGUCUGCUGCGUGCCAGGCCCUGUACCCAGUCCUGGGAGUGUAGAGGUAACCCGAGAGACUAGAAACAGGCUUCUUUAGGAAAAAUUAAAUCUGCCCCCAACUAGACUCCCUAUAUAAAGUCGGCCAGGCCUCAGCUGCUCUCUGUGCCAGCCGCUGGGUCCUGACUUCCACAGUGGCCACGCUCUCAUGACCUCCCGUGACCAUGUGUGCUCUGGUCUGCACAGGCCAGGUGUUGGGAGAGCCAGGCACAGUGACGAGCAGCCUCCCCAGGUGACCUGUCUCUGACCCGGAUAUCAGGUUUCCCGGGCUGCAGCAGACAAUCAGCACAUUGUCACCAGGGCUGCAUCAUGGAGCAGGGGAGCUGCCGGGCCGAGAGACCCGGGUCUGGACCUGUCGGGGCCCCACUGACUGCAAUGUGCUUCCACAUGAAGACCAAGCCCUGCCACGGGGGCUGGAGAGCUCCUGGCCUCCUACUGCUGCUGCUGGCACUGGCCACCGCUGGGGCUGUGGCUGGAGGGCUUCUUGGCUUCGCUCACAGCCCUCUCAAGCCACUGCUGCAGACGCUCCGUCUGACCCUCCCGAGCCCCAGGGUACCCUGGUCCAACCAAACCGAACAGGUGGACGUGGCCCAGAACGUGGCAACCAUCAGGGUGACUCCAGCUCAGAGCAACCGCAGCUGGGCAGUGCUGUUCGACGGGCAGAGCGGUUGUGUCUGUUACCGCCCCUCAGAGCACCAGGCCUGCUUCCUCCGCCUGAUGGAACCCCGAGACCGCGAGACCCUGCAGCUGCUGGUGAACACCUCUUGGCCCCAAGGGACUCGCAGCCCCAGCCAGGACACCCACUAUGCCCAGGAGCUGCUGGCAGUGCUUGGGAGCCGUGAGGUGGACCCUGCCCAGGUGGGGGCUUCUGUGCGGAACCUUUGUGCAAAGACCCCCAUUUACUGGGCCCGACGAGCAGAGAGUGAGUUGGGGCAGGCUGUGCGGAGGGGCCUGGGCUCCCGCAGGACAGUCGGUGGCGGGGUGGGGAAGGAGUCCUUUAGGGAUCAUGGAGGCCCCUCCCCCCAGGGCCCCAGAGGCAGCGGCUGAUCUACCUAUGCAUCGACAUCUGCUUCCCAAGCAACAUCUGCAUGUCCGUCUGCUUUUAUUACCUCCCGGACUAAGCCCUUGCAGCACAGCCCCUCAGGCCAGCCAGCUGGCUGGCGCGAUCACCAGUCCAUGGAGGGUAGCCGCUGGCGGGGCUAAUAAACAACUCCACCUGGC
Messenger RNA from Lagenorhynchus albirostris (white-beaked dolphin), 1337 nucleotides. RefSeq names its product BRICHOS domain containing 5 (gene BRICD5). Lineage: Eukaryota; Metazoa; Chordata; Mammalia; Artiodactyla; Delphinidae. Gene Ontology annotation, biological process: regulation of cell population proliferation. The record is from RefSeq and is a predicted model, not a curated record. The coding region runs from base 426 to 1163 and encodes 245 amino acids. The transcript has 6 exons.